AUGGCGGAUUAUCUUCUCUCAUCCAUUGCUACCGUUCACACUGCCAAAAUCAUUGUCACCGAUCCAACCAAUUACUCCUUUAUUGGAUCCAUUCCUGAAGCAAUGCUUGGUCGUAUCUCUGCGUCGAGUAACGUUCUCCAACAAUACAGGAAGCGUCCAUCAUCCGGUCCAAAGGAGCUCACACCAGCCGUGGUUCGCUCUAUUGAAGAGGCUGACAAGCCAACAAAAAGGGGUAAGAAGCCUGAUACUCAGAAGGAAGGACCUGUCUAUAAACCAACCAAGGUGAAAACCCCCAAGAAGCGAAAGUCUGAUAAGGCUGCCACUUCACAGGCUCAACCGAAGAAGCAGAAGAAGCCCGCUAGGAGGAUUAUUCUACAAUCCUCAAGUGAUUCAGAUUUAGAGUAUGUCCCUCCUAAGCAUAAGAACGCUCCUCCUUCAGAAUCUGAGAGCGAAAGCUCUGAUGAUGAGGCUUCGGGCCGAGGUGAUACUCCGCCUCGCUCCCCUACCCCAGAAAUUCCAGUUCGCUCUAACCCUCCUUCACCUCCACCUGUAACCAUCCAAGUAUCCAUCCCUCCUAUAUUUCCCAUUCCAACCACUCAACCAUCCAAUACAAUUCCCAUCCCUCCUCCCAUUUUCACAAAUACCACUACUACCACUACUACCAUAGGAGCUCACUUUACUGCUCCCAAUCCACCAGUAACAACCGAACCACCCGUCACAACCUAA
Messenger RNA from Lactuca sativa (garden lettuce), 726 nucleotides. The record is from RefSeq and is a predicted model, not a curated record. NCBI's taxonomy places the organism in Eukaryota, Viridiplantae, Streptophyta, Magnoliopsida, Asterales, Asteraceae.